Messenger RNA from Rotaria sp. Silwood1, 1875 nucleotides. NCBI's taxonomy places the organism in Eukaryota, Metazoa, Rotifera, Eurotatoria, Philodinida, Philodinidae. The record is from the annotation of a GenBank genome assembly.
AUGAAAUGUUCACCAAAAGUUGGCAAAUCAUCUGUUCUCGAAGCAUUGAGUGGAGUUCAAUUGCCACGAGCACAAAAUAUUUGUACUCGAUGUCCACUCGAGUUACGCAUGAAAAAUAUUCCAUUUAAUCAAACGGAAUAUGCUACUAUUCGAUGUGAAGGUAUACCUGAGAUUAAAAUCAACAAAUUUUCGGAGAUCAUGAAGAGAAUAACAGAUUGUACGGUGCAACUAGCUGGUGCAACAAAUAACGUUUCAUCGAAGCCUAUUUACUUAACUGUCUAUAAGAAAGAUAUUCAAGCAGAUUUAACACUUAUUGAUUUACCAGGUAUUACUCGUAAUCCGAUUGAUGGCCAGUCAAAAACUAUUUAUAAAGAUAUAGUUGAACUUAUUGAACACUAUAUUAAGCCACAAACAGCUAUUGUCUUACAUGUAAUUCCUUCAUCUGUGGAUUUUACAACUUCAGAAUCGAUUCAACUUGCAAAAAAAAAUGAUCCACAUUGUGAACGACAAUUGAUUGCUGUAUCAAAAAUUGAUAAGUUUGACAAAGGUAUUGGAGAAAAACUUCAAGGUAUUGGGCCAGGAUCAAUGGCACUCAAACUUGGUUGUGUAGCCGUGCUUAAUCGUACACAAGAAGAAAUAGAUCAAAAUAUUCCAUUUGAUGAAAUGCGACGACGAGAACAACAAUUUUUUCGUUCUAAUGAAGCUUUUGAAGGUGUAUCGGAGCAAUAUCUUGGUAGUGGACAAUUGGUAAAACGACUUGCUUUAAUUCAACAAGAACGUAUUCGAUCAACUCUUCCAUCAAUUAUAGACGAGCUUAAAAAGGAAAUCAAGUCAAAGAAAUCUGAAUUGAAACAAAUGCCACCAUCAGUUACUUCUGAACUAGAUUGUUGGGCAUUAUAUGCAGAUUUAAUUAAAAAAUAUCGUGAAAUCAUUAAUGCACGUGUUUAUGGAGUAUAUGAUAAUGACACGCAAUUAAAAAUUGAAACAACUGAUUUGUCACGAACAGAUGCUCGCACACAAAUGUCUAAUGAUCGGUUCGAUGAACGAAUUGCCUUUCAACUAUAUAAUCGACAAAAAGAUUGUAGAGAAAAACUUCAUAAUUCUUUCACACAUUUCUUUUCAUCAGAGUAUCAAAAACGCGUAUUGGAACUACUUGAAGAAAAUGCUGGUGUUGCUUUACCUAAUUUUCCAUCAUUUAGCAUCGUUGAACGUCUUUAUCGUGCUGAACAAAACAAAUUUCGAAAACCAUGCGAAGAUUUAAUUGAAUCGUAUACUGAAUAUUGUAAAGUAGUGUUGAUUAAAAUAUUAAAUGAAGUUUUUGUGGAAGAAACAAGCUAUAAAUAUCUAAUAAUACAUAAAUUAACAGAUAUCAUUUUACGUGCUAUCGAUGAAAGUGAAGAACGAUGCAGUUAUGAUAUUAAAAAGAUGCUUGAAACUGAACAACGUGUAUUUACACUUAAUCAUUAUUAUAUGGAUGCAGUGAACAAAAUCAAACAGAAAUAUCAAGAAUAUAAUGCUAGUAUUAAACUAAAUCAACCUACGAAAGUUCCUUCAACAUUUAUGAUUAAUGACUUUGUAAUAGAUGUGAGUGGUCUUUCAAAUGAACAACAAGCAGCAUUAGAUGUUCAAAUAGCUAUGACAGCUUAUUGUCGUGUAGUUGAAAAGCGUAUUGUUGAUCAGGUCUCUCAACUUUGCUAUUAUUGGCUUAUCACUCGUUGUGCUCUUGUACUCGACUCCAAACUGAGUUCGGCAUUUACAUCGGCUGUCUUGUUUGAAUGGAUGCGUGAACCAAUUGAUCAACAACAAAAACGUGAGAAUUUGAAGAGAAGUACACAUGCUAUGGAAAAAGCAUUAGCUAUGGGACAGAAUGCAUAA